This is a messenger RNA of Sorghum bicolor (sorghum), 1494 nucleotides long. Its product is annotated as UPF0481 protein At3g47200. The record is from RefSeq and is a predicted model, not a curated record. Bases 926 to 1333 code for a protein of 135 amino acids. Lineage: Eukaryota; Viridiplantae; Streptophyta; Magnoliopsida; Poales; Poaceae. The transcript has a single exon.
ACUGGCGUUGCUACGCACCUUGGUAAUCGACGGCUGCUUCAUCCUUCACCGCUUGGUCAAGUACGCACAUCUCGCAGAAAGGAAGACGAAAAGCAGCAGGCAGCAGCAAGGCGGCGGCUAUGGCGCCCAUGACUGCACGCAGACCGGUGGCAGGUGCUUCGUGUGGCAGCUCGUGACGCGGGACCUGCUGCUGCUCGAGAACCAGAUCCCUUUCUUCGUCCUCCGCGAACUGUUCCAGGUGCUGAAGAAGGACGGCGAGAGCGACGAGACCCUCGUGAAGGGCGGCCUCAUGCUCUUCCGCGCUCUCUGCCCCCAGAUGCUGCUGCAUCGUCCAGAUUCUUCUGUCCCUGUCUCGGACAUUGCCAAAAAGCUCGAUGCCGAUGCCGAUGGUGUGCACCACCUCUUGCACCUCUUCUACCUCUUGGUCGGCUAGAGAGAGCUCAUCGUCAGCAAGCACCCAGCACCAGCACCAGCAGGUCGUCGUCCUCGUCCAGCAGCGGCAAAUGUUUCGGUACCCAGGUGGGCUGGUACCCAUGCUGACCGAGCACCAACAUCAGCACCAGCAGGUCAUCGUCCUCGUCCAGCAGCAGAAGGAUCAGCACCAGCAGGUCGUCGUCCUCGUCCAGCAGCAGCAGCAGCAGCAUCAUCAGCAGCAUCAGCAGCAGCAGCAGCAAGCAGGAACAACAAUAAUGACGGCGGCGACGACGCCGUCGUCGAGGAAGAGGAACUCGACGACGACGACGUGCUGCCGUCGGAGCUCCCGCAGUGGAUACCAGGCGCCAAGGAGCUGGUGGAGGCCGGCAUCCGGCUGAGGAAGAGGAAGGGCGCGGUGAGCUUCCUGGAGAUCAGGUUCGACGCCCGCCGCGGCGUCCUGGAGAUCCCGCCGCUGCAGCUCUACGACUACAGCGAGGCGCUGUUCCAGAACAUGAUCGCGUUCGAGCAGACGUACCCGCGCACCCAGUUCGACGUCUCCACCUACGCCGUCUUCAUGAACUGCCUCGUCAGCACGGCGGAGGACGCCAGGAUCCUGCACCUGCGCGGCAUCCUCGUCAACAUGGUGAACGGCGGCGGCGACCACGACGGCGGCCGCCACUUCUUCGACAGGAUCUGCUCGCAGGUGCACUUCCCGUCCGACAACUACCUCGUCCACACCAUGGCCGGCGUCAGCGAGUACAUGCAGUCCAGGCGGCACAGGUGGCGGGCGGCGCUUGUGCGUGACUAUUUCAGCAACCCUUGGGUGGCCAUAUCCGUGGGGGCCGCGGUUUUCCUGCUCUUCUUGACCGUGCUGCAGACCUUCUUUACCGUCUAUCCCUACUUCAAGCCUUCCAAUUAAGGCAGAGAGAUUAAUAAUUAAGCACAGAGCCAUCUGUGCAACAUUUGCUGCAUCCAUGUUUUCAGUGUGUUAAACUGUUAAUUAAUGUCUGUAUAAAUGUACAUGGAUCUAUAAACAUAUUACUGUACUACCUUUUGGUAAAUGGCUACUCUUCUUCUAUA